UGUCAUUUGACGUUUGACAUUUUUUGAUAUUUAAGUUUACGUAGCUAAUUUUAAUUUAUUGUAAUGUUUUAAGCACAUUGUUUAUUUCAUGUCUCGUGUUAAGUUCCAAGUUAAGAAUGGCCUUGUACCAGUUGGAAGAACAGCCCCCCAUCGUUAAGGCAAUUUUCGUGGGUUGUGAACCGGAAAAGUACAAAGAACUGAUUAAAUCGAAACAGGAUGUGAAUUGCACUGAUAGUAAAAAACGUACCCCUCUUCACGCUGCUGCUUUCAUCGGGGACGCCGUAAUAGCCUCAGUUUUGCUCUCAAAUGGGGCCCGAGUCAACGCGAAAGACACCAAAUGGUUGACGCCCCUCCACCAAGCCUGCUACAUGUGUGCCAAUGACACAGUUUCAAUUCUUUUAAACAACAAUGCGGAUGUAAACGCCCGAGACAAGCUAUGGCAGACCCCCCUACACGUGGCUGCGGCCAAUGGGGCUUACAAGUGCAUCGAGCAGUUGCUCCCUCACGUGCCCAACCCCAAUGUCACCGACAGAGGGGGGCGCACUGCCCUGCAUCUCGCCGCUUAUAGCGGAAUGGCCGAUUGUGUGGAACUUUUGAUUUCGCGGGGGUGCAUUGUUAACGCCUACGAUAAGAAGGACUGUCGCCCCCUGCAUCGGGCUGUGCAAAUGGGGGCCUUGGACGUGAUUGAAUUGUUGUUAAGAUACAAAGCUGAGAUUAAUGCGAAAGACAGGAAUCAGUACACGCCGUUGCAUGUGGCUGCAGCGGGGGGCAGAGACGCCGUUUGUCGGCUUUUGAUCAGUCAGGGGGCUGAUGUUAACGCACAAAAUGUCUUCGGGAACACCCCCUUGCAUAUUGCUUGUCUCAACGGACACCAUUUAGUCUAUAAGGAAUUGAUCAAUGCGGGGGCUGAUGUUGAAGCUGUCAAUUACCGGGGGCAAACGCCCUUACAUAUCGCCGCUGUUAGUACCAAUGGUGUUGAUUGUAUGAUGUUGUUACUCAUGCAAAAGGUUGAUUUUAAUAGACAAAGUCUUGAUGGUAGGACUCCACUACAUAUGACUGCAAUACAUGGGAGGUUUACGAGAAGUAAGAUUUUGAUUGAUAAGGGGGCUAUUAUUGAUUGUCCGGAUAAAAAUGAUUGUACGCCUUUACAUAUUGCGGCGAGGUAUGGACACGAUUUGUUGACUAACACAUUGUUGUCUUAUGGGGCUAAUCCCUCACAGAGGGGCUACGAGGGGAGACAGCCCCUGCAUAUGUGCUGUCUGGCCGGUUAUGUCGAGUGUUGCAGGAAAUUGCUUCAAGCUGGGGUUGAUUUAAAUGCCGUGGAUGACUCGGGGAAAACGCCAACUCAUUGUGCUGCAUAUAAAGGUUCGGUGGAAUGUUUAGACCUGCUUGUGAGCAGCGGUGCUAAAUUUCAACUAAAAGACAACAUUGGACGUCUCCCUUUGCAUUAUGCCGCAUCCCAAGGCCACUACCAGUGUAUUUUCACACUUGUGGGAAUAGGAAGUUCAACAAAUGCUAUCGAUAUGGAGGGUUGUACCCCUUUACAUUUAGCAUGUGGUUAUGACACUGAAGGCAAAUGCAUUGAAUAUCUCUUAGAACACAAAUCUGAUCCUUUUAUUAAGGAUCGACGAGGUUUCACACCAAUACAUUACGCUUUAGCUGGUGGCAACAUUGCAGGAGUUAGUCGCUUAUUGGUAGUUAUUAACAAUUCAAUGAUUUUUCAAGAACCGGACAUGCCGGAUGUCACUCCACUCCAUCUAGCGGCAAAACUCGGCAAUAUCAACGUCAUGCGUGCAAUCCUGAGUUACUAUCACGACGUGAAUUUGCAAACUGAGCAAGGUUUGACUCCCCUGAUCCUCGCAUCACGCGAAGGUCACGUCCAAUGUGUCAAUAUCCUCCUGAGAUUCGGUGCCAAAGUGGCACUUUGUGAUAACGUCAAUGGCAUGACGGCGGUGCAUUAUAGUGCCAAAAACGGUCAUUCACAAUCUCUUACGUUACUUUUACACAACAGUGAAGACAAAAACAUCAUCAAUAUGCACGAUGGCUACAAACGAACCGCUUUAAUGUUGGCUGUUUCGGGGAAUCACAUCGAGUGUGUCCAAACUUUACUCAAAUGUGGAGCUGAUCCCAACGUUGUCGAUGAUGAUAAACAUUCCUGUUUGUUUAGGGCUGUGGUCACUGGGCAAAAUAGUAUGGUGCAAUUGUUAUUAUCUAAUAACGCGAAAGCCGACACUGUCGACAUUUAUGGCAAAAGUGUGCUACAUCUAGCGGCAGCUUGUGGUCAUCUUGUCUGUUUACAAACCAUUCUUGGUUAUUUGACUGAAAAAGACACAACGGUGUUGGAUAAUCAAGAGUGUUCAGCCUUGCAUUGGGCCUGCUAUAAUGGUAACGCAAAUUGUGUGGAAUUCCUGCUGGAGAACAACGUUUGCGAGCAAAUGGAGGGGAAUCCCUUCUCGGCGGCUCAUUGUGCAGCGUUCGCCGGUUCGGAGCGUUGUUUGGAAUUAUUAUUGCACAAAUUCGGGACUGAAAUAACGCAAUUGAGGGAUACACGUGACCGCACCCCUUUGCACAUUGCCGCCUUGCACGGUCAUGUCGAAUGUGCGAAAUUAAUAGUCGAGAAAGGGGGCGAUGUUAACGCCUGUGAUGAGGAGGGGAGAACACCGUUGGUGGCAGCGGCGCAAUACGGCCAAGUGGCCUUCGUGGAAUAUUUAUUGAGUUGCAAUGGAGUUGAUAGGAGUGCAAGUGACAAGCAAGGCAACACUGCACUGCAUUGGGCCUGUUAUAGGAAAUAUAACAACAUAGCGUUGUUACUUCUUGAAAAUCUUGAUAAUGUUGAGUUUGUUAAUCUUGCAAAUCAUGAUGGGAAAACGGCUCUUCAUUUGUCGUCGCGUAAUGGACUAGUGGACGUGACUAGAGAACUUCUUCAAAAGGGGGCUUCCGUUUCGGCUGUUGAUAACGAGGGGCUAACACCGGCCCUGUGUUGUGCGCCAAACAUGAACGUGGCUCAAUGUUUAGCUUUGAUUCUUCAAAACUUGCCCCAACUUAAUUUAACCAAAAACGAUUUCAGACGUCUUAAUACAGCCUUAGAUUUUCAUAUACAUGAACAAUGAGGGUUUUUAUAAUUGCUAGAUCACAAAAAACUUGUGAUUGAUGAUUUUUACACAAGUUGUUUUUUAUAUCGUGUUUUAAAAAUUUUAAUGUCGCUGGUAAGGUGCUAUUUUUUACCACCAAUGGCGCCUUGUGUACUUAUUUUAACUCGUUUUGUAACUCAACUAGUCGCUUUUUUCUUUGUUACAAGAAACAAAGUGUUCAAAUAACGAUUUUGGUAUGACUGUAGUAUUUAUUGCAUUUUACAGUUUGUAAUAAAAUUAUCAAAAAUAAUACGGU
Tribolium madens (black flour beetle) is the source of this 3387-nucleotide messenger RNA. Its product is annotated as serine/threonine-protein phosphatase 6 regulatory ankyrin repeat subunit A-like. The record is from RefSeq and is a predicted model, not a curated record. The transcript is spliced from 9 exons. Gene Ontology annotation, molecular function: protein binding. Lineage: Eukaryota; Metazoa; Arthropoda; Insecta; Coleoptera; Tenebrionidae. Bases 117 to 3110 code for a protein of 997 amino acids.